Molecule: messenger RNA, 7444 nt
Organism: Osmerus eperlanus (European smelt)
Lineage: Eukaryota; Metazoa; Chordata; Actinopteri; Osmeriformes; Osmeridae
Product: HMG box transcription factor BBX
Exons: 17
Coding region: 384-3092 (902 amino acids)
Biological process (GO): regulation of transcription by RNA polymerase II
Cellular component (GO): nucleus
Molecular function (GO): RNA polymerase II transcription regulatory region sequence-specific DNA binding; DNA-binding transcription factor activity, RNA polymerase II-specific
Source: RefSeq, a predicted model, not a curated record
UCGUUCGAGGGAAACGAAAGUAUUCGGCUCCAAUGACUUACACUGAACAUUUAAUGUCAAAAGAAUACGUGCAUUUUCAUAAUUUGAUUGCUGGUUGUCGUGGAUAGCCUCUCACGGACUGUAGACUUAACAUUCAUCCGGUGAAGAAGUGUUCCUAGCUGUUCGUGUUAUUGUACAGUGGUACAGGCGAACUGUUAUGAUGUGUCAAUAAGUUUAAAGGAGGAGGCAGCUUGGGAUGAGAGGGCCCUGGCAUUUGUGUUGGAUAUCAGAGUUUCUUAUAUUUUAUAGGUCAUCAUCAUCGCAUGACAAAGCCUGACUGACAGAUUCAUCUUCAUCUCAGAUACAGCAUUGCCAUUGUCUCUUGUCUUAAGCUCGACGGUGCCAUGAAAGGCGGAGGAAGAGUUAAGGAGCCGCCAGUGGAAGGAGAGGUCUGCGGCAAACGCCCCAAGCGCAAGUGUCUACAGUGGCACCCACUACUCUCAAAGAAGGCACUGGACUUCUCAGAGGAGGAAGAGGAGGAGGACGAAGAGGAACUGGAAAAGGAGACACAGCUAUGCAGAGAGACCCGGGGUCCAGAGGUGCAGUGUGGUGGCCCUAUCGAGGGGGAGGAAGACCCAUCGGAACAGCGGGCCCGUCGACCCAUGAACGCCUUCCUCCUCUUCUGCAAACGCCACCGCUCUCUGGUGCGACAGAAACAUCCACGUCUUGACAACCGUGGGGCCACCAAAAUUCUGGCUGACUGGUGGGCUGUUCUGGAACCUAACGAAAAGCAGAAAUACACUGACAUGGCCAAAGAGUACAAGGAUGCGUUCAUGAAGGCUAACCCGGGCUACAAAUGGUGCCCCACUACCAACAAGCCAGUGAAGAGCCAAUCCUGCCACCCCGUCAGUAAUUCCCGUAAAAAAGUGUGGACCUUCCCAUCUAACUCCACCAAGGACUGUGCCGCAGCCAAAAAAAUGCCCAAGACUGAGAGCAUACCACAGCUUAAUUUUGCCAUGGCAGAUCCUACGAAGAUGGGGGGCCUAAGCAUGCUACUAUUGGCUGGGGAACAUGCCCUCACUGCCAGAGAGAUUUCCUCUGGCUCCUCACUGUCUGGAGGCACAGACACCGCUAAGCAUCCUGGGAAAUCCUCCUUCUUCCAUCUUGCUGAAAUCUCUUCCAGUACUCCUCAGCCCAUUUUAGCAGACACAGCAGGAGAGGUCAAGCCCAUCUGGGGGGACAGGGACAAAUUGUCAUCUGGGACCUCUCUGGAGAGAGUGCCUGAUGUAGCAAAAAGCAGGAGCGAGUCCCCUGCUUUCCAACUUGUGGAGGUCUCCUCCGAGUCUUCCCAGUCUGUAGUAGCAGAGGGAAAGCAGUGUGGGCAGUCCGCUCUCUUCCAGCUUGCUGAGAUGUGUUUGGCCUCCGAAGCCGGGAAGAUGGAGGCUGUGGCCUCCCAGCCUCAAGAUGAGACUCCUCCCACCCCACAGGUCAAAACUGAAACAGUGGUUAAGGAGAACGCAGAGAAUACUCUCGCUCUAUCCUCCUCUCUUCCUCCCUUCUCUUCCAUUUCAUCCUCCUCUACUACAAAAUACUCCAUUCCCCUGUCGUUUAAAAGCCAAACCACAAAUGUCAAAAAGAAGAGGAAGAAGAAAGAGGGCCCUAAUGACGAACCCAAAAUAGCAGACAAAGACAAGAGUCCUGCCCCGCCCAAAAAGAUGCUAAAAAAAUGCCAGUCGUCUGAGUCAGCACUGGAUAGCGUGUUCUAUACUAUCGAGGCUGUGGCCAAAGGGGCCUGGAGAGAGACCGAGACAACUUCCAAAAAGAAGGCCUGCACUGCCAACGGUGAACGAGCCAGCCUGGGUGAACCUGGCUCGCCAAAAAAAAAGACCAAACCCAAAGACAAGAUUCCUCUCAAAGAGAACGAGGAGGAUGAGAUGGAGGUGGCGGAGCACAAAGGGGAGUGUGGCCACUCAACGUCAGCUGUGGAGGUAAUGAAGGUGCAACCGAAGCCAGUCUCCCCCAAGAGAGAGGAGGAGGAGGAGGAAGCCUGUAUCAGAAGCACAGACACCCUAGGAGGCACGAUGGAGACUCCCAAUCCUUCAAGCCCCCCACACGCCAAGCUCAAAGAUGAGGUAAGAGAGAGAGAGAGGGAUGCUGAGGCCAGCGCAGAGGGUUGUGGCUCAAGGAAGUCGGAGCGGAGCUGCAAGGGGGCCCUCUACAAGACACUGGUGUCUGAAGGAAUGCUGACCUCACUGAGGGCCAAUGUAGACCGAGGUAAAAGAGGCUCUUUUCGGGGAGGUGCAUCUGACCAUGAUGGAGGCUGGACUGAUGAGACCUGGGCUUUCUCUCAGACGGGAACUAAUAACCCCAAGAAGCUGAAGAAGUCAAAAUCUAAAGAUGAGCCAGCACCAGGCCUCGGGAAACUUGAGGAAGAGUUUGAGAAGAAAUUCAAUAGCUUGCCGCAAUAUAGCCCUCUGACAUUCGAUAAAAAAAGCACAGGUGUCGCUAAGAAGAAAAAGAUUGACAGUGGCACUGUACCAGAGGAGUCCCCAAAACCCGGGAAGGGUUCAUCUCCAUCUCAGAAAAAGACCUCAUUCCACAAGAUUGUUAGCAAGUACAAGCACAAAAAGGAGAAGCCCAGUACUGUGGAAAAAGUGAUGAUUGGGAGUGAAUCCACCGUGUCAGACCCACUGACCAAGCCCAAGCCUGGUGUCCCUUGUCCAGCUAUGUGCCCGGAAACCCAGGGCAACAGCAGCUCAGAGAUGCUUGUGGGCAGCCAGAAGAGAAAGGCCAGGAAGAGCAAAAUCACCCACCUGGUGCGCACAGCGGACGGCAGGGUGUCCCCGGCUGAGGAGGACAAAGUAAGAGAGCUGAACCAGGAACAGGAUGAUAAGCCAUUACUCCAAGAGACCUUAUGCAAUGAGAGGAGGAGCCAGAGCACCCCAGGACAAGAGGACAUGAGCAUCGGGCCCGAAGACCUACCCACCUUCUUCAGUCUUGCCGCCCUGGCUGAAGUGGCCGCCAUGGAAAACCUUCACAGGGGCCAGCGUAGCGACGGCAAGAAGAAAGACAUAGCCCAAACCCCAGUGCUCAUCUCCUGUGCUGACCAGUGAAGUGGAAUCAGCCCCUUAUUGCAGAGAAAGAGCAACAAAAUGGACGCUUGUGAGUGCGCACUUAACGGUCCUUGAAAUUCUAACCCCUGUCCUGAAGGGUGGUUGGAACGUGGAAUAUCGGACAGGCUCCAGCCCUUCCCUUCUAAGAUGAAUUUGCUUGAGCUUUGGUCAGAGUGGGAAAGAGACCCCCUUACUUAUCACCCAGCCCACCGUCUCAGUGUUCCUCCUCCUAACCCCUCCUUAGAUAGGAGAAGGGUGCCUUUCUCCUCUCUUCUCUAGAUGCUAUGUAGACUCUAGAGGAUCUUGUAGAAGAACCGAGCAGUCUCCCAGUGCAUGGCUUUCCUUUGUAGAGGUGGUUGUGAGUAAGUUAAAAAGCUUAUCUUCUUUGUCAGAUCAAUUUGCUAGUAAGGUCAAGUUUUCUAAACAAAUUUAGCAUUUGAGAAGGAGCAAAACACCUAUACACAUUCCUUCUACUCGCAAGAGAACAUAAUUUUCAGUCUGAGACACGUAGAAAUCCCCAUCACCAAUAAUACCUCUAACGUUACGAUUAAUCUAAUUGUGUGGCUUCCUUGCACUCCUACAUGCUCAAACUGAAACUAACUUAAGUCAGGGUAAAUUAUCCAUUUAGACGGACAGACUUACCCACUACCCGGACACCUUGCUUGUUUUUAAACAUGGUACAUGUGAUUUUGGUGUAGCCUGUUUGAAGAGAUGCAGCUGACCUAUCUUAAACCAUGUAAUCCUGUCAGAAAUUAAUGACUUCAGCAUCUUCAAGUAUUUCAGAUUUCUCCAUAACUGUCUACAUUCCCACUUUAUAGGAACUGUUACAGUAGUUUGCAGAACCCACUUAAUGAAAAAGAUUGUCACAAUGAGUUAUAUAGCUAUUCACAUCAGUUUGCAGGCUAUACAUUCUUUUUCCCCCAUUUCUCAGUAGUGUUUUUAAUUGUCUGUCUUAAGUUGUCAGUGAAAGCUGGCGGUUGGUCCACUUAAAUGUGGUUAAGUCUUGCUAGUUUCUGACAACAUUGAUGGUUCUCUAUGCUGUAUAGCCUUAACCUUUCAAACACCACAACCUUUACCAACUGUAACGCAACUUUCCCUAGACCAACCUCCUCCUGACAGUCAUCACACAUACCUUUGACACGGUUACAUCAGUUUGAAUAUACUUGAAUGAUGAAAUGCAUUGUUGUGUCAAUACUUUAGCAGUCUGCGUAGCAUCUGUGAGGCUAAGUCAAAUGUGUGCUAAUAGUUUCCUUGGGUAGGUGAUUUUGAACACAGACACUGCACUAAUUUUUAGCUGAAGUAGAAGAAGCUUUUUCUAAGUAGGAUCAUUAUGUUUCCUUUAGUUUAAUUUCUUGGCGGCCUUUGAGAUUCUUAUGCCAAGUAAAUAGUCCACUCUUACGCAAUCAGCAUAAAUCAAUGUUUGUGAUUUGAAAUGAUUCGUGAAAUCAGUCCUGGCUUUUAAUGCGUCAACAUUGUUUUUCCUAUUUUUUCAUUUGCGUGUUCUUCUAACCCAAAAAUGGAACAGGCUUACUUUCAUUCCGUUCUCAGAUGGAUAUAUAUAUAAUAUAAGUACAUUACAGUCAUUCCUUUGUUUACAGUGUGUAAACUGUAGAGAUAGAGGAAAGCGCUAAGCUGUUUAAAGCUUAAAAAUGCAUUUUCUGGUUCUGAUAGAAAGAAGCAUCCUUGGACUAUCAACUCCACAAGGGCAAACUCUUUUAAUAAGUCUGUUUGAAGAUAGUCCCCACCAAUAGGUCCUCUAGGAAGUUGCCAUGAUGCUACAACUAGUCUUUUCUUAGGUAGACAACUUUUUUUUUUUUUUACUUUUUUCUUGGAUACAAUAGUGCUUUUUCUCCUGUUGUCUUUGAGUUGAUCGUGAUAUUUUUUAGCUGUAUUUAAUUAUCCUUCUCUUAAAAAUGUAAUGUGCAUUAUGAUGUUGAUUUUAUCUUAUGAUUUAUUUUUCUUUGCUUCCCAAUCUCAGUGGUCUUUCCUGAGGUCAGGUUUAAUGGAUUUAAGACUGUUGUAAAGGAAAAAAAAGAAUGCUCAUACAAAAAAGGAUGCAUCUAUGCUUACCUGUUUCGCAAAUAGGCAGUGAGACAUAAUGCAGCGCUUUUAGAGAAGUAGCUGAAUUUUCAGAAUCUGGGAGUUAGUGACUGCAUUGUCCUCUCUUGGGUUGUUGUCUGUGUGCUUCCCGGGCCCAAAGUAGAAAGUAAGAGGCUAUACUAGCUCAUCCCCAUCCUAAAUGUCCAAUGGAAGCUCCAUCCAAAGGGUGGUUAUGCUCAAUAAUGAAAUAUUUCCAUAUAUCUGAUUUGACAUGCAGGUGUCAUCAGGAAAAAUAAUUAUGCCAGUCUGUGUUUUGAUUGGUUAACAGGUGUGCCUCUUAUAUAAGCAUGUGAUAAAGGGAGCAGGGUAUGAUAAAUGAAGCAGGAUGUGAUAAAUGAAGCAGGAUGUGAUAAAUGAACAAGCCAAGUCAGUUCUCUUAAACGCUUAUAAUGACCACUAUCUAGUGUGUUGAAUUCAGAUGCCCUGAAGGUGUAAUUUCUAGGUUUGCUCCAACCUUUACUGAGAUGGGCCACUAUGGUGACCACUCAAGGCACACCUGUUAAACAAUAUCAUCUAUCAGUAAUACUAUUAUUGUGAUACUGGCUGCCAACAUUAUGAAGACUGGCUUUUUCCUACAUAGGUUUUAUGUGCUCAGGCACAAUUGCAGGCAUAAGACUAUUUAAACCUUAUCCCUUAUUAGCUAAUUAAUUGAAGAAAUCAGAUGUCAGACCUUGAACUUUAAAAGAAAAAAGAUUACAAUAUUAGCUAUAUAUUUUUCCCCAGAUAAGAGAUGUUAAAUAUAGGCUGAGUUCAUCCAAGCAGUAUCUAUAGUUAUUGCACUGAUGGACAUCAGUGUAGUUAUUUUAUAGAUGCUGUGCCCCCCUCUCCCCUCCAAAAAGAGUGGAAGUCUACGUGCUUGUAACAAGUGACUUCACAGACAUUUGCCAAAGAAAAGGGAAAGUUGUCUUUAAAUGGAAAUUAUAUUGAAAAAGAAAGUUGUCAUAGCAGUUGCACUGCAUUUGCUCUGUUCUUCAGGUAACAAAUGUAUUAUAUCAGCACAACAAAUCCUAUGUAUUCUAUGGGUUUCCUUGGUCCGAACCCAGAGUGGAAACGGUCUACAUGUACCGGCACAUUUUAAUGCCUCUUUUAAUAGACAAUAUUUGCACCUUACAAGCCAACCAAAAUUCUAUCAUGAUUUUGAAAAUGUGAUUUGUAUCCUGCCCUCCCCUGCCUAACUCAUCUCAAGAGCUUUAAAGCCUUCCUCCAUAUCAUGAAGUCAAUUUUAACAAUUGUGCAGGUAUUCAACCAUUGUUCUAUGAAAUUCAACCUUUGUAUUUUGACUAAUUUGAUCCAUUUCAAAUGAAGUCUAAUACAAACCCCAUUGAAGUUAUCACCUUCCACCUUUUCUAUCUAUAAGAUGCCUCUACAAAGCUCAAAUUCCUAUUUAAGCUAUUGGAAGAAAAAAAACUACAGAUAAAAAUACCCUUUUGUGCUAGUACUGUCUCUUGAAUGUAAUCAAUUUUGUACCUGUAUUUUUAUAAUUCCAACUCAGUCUUGAUUGUACUGUAUAUGUAUGGAUGGUAGACUGUUCCCACAUGUGAAUGGUUUGCUAUAACCAAUGGUCCUCACGAUGAGACGGCUGCUUUUGCUGUGAACUCUGUGGAGGUUUACGGAGUUGUAUGUAUGUUAGACUGACCGAUGAGAUUUUAUUUUUGGUUUUCCAGUGGAGGAGACGAUAUUGUCCCUUUUUUUCUUUUCUUUGCAGUGAAAUGGAGCUCAGUUUAGGAUGGUGAAACCAGGGACACUGCUGCAAUUACACAGGACAAUUGCCAAACACUCUGUAUUCAGAUUAUUUAUUACAUUUUCCUUCUUUUUUAUAGAUGUAUCUUUUAGUCAAAGAAGAAAAAUAUAAACUGAAUAUGCACCCAUUCAAAAAUUACUAUAUAACUCUAUCUUCCCUUUAUUGGAAUGUUGAUCAUGGCUCCUUUGGGUUUUGUGAAGAGGUUAUGCCAGAUCUCAUAAAGACAGUUAUGACAGAUCUCUCUGACAGUUUGUAUAACGUGUGCUCGGUUCUGAUUCAUGUUAAUAGUACUGUAUCAUGACAUGUUUGGUUUUUGAUUGUUACAACCUAGUUGUUUAAUGCAGCCUUGCCUUACCGGAGCCCCUGCUUAGUGAGGGAUCCUUUAGCCAUCCCCCCUUUCACCGACUUGUAUGUCAUAACACUGUCUGCUGAUGCAAUUAUUAUUCCUUUAACACUGUCUGCUGACUUAACUAUUAUUCCUUGAAAUAUUAAAGUAACCUAUAUUAAUGUU